This is a messenger RNA of Xenia sp. Carnegie-2017, 317 nucleotides long. RefSeq names its product brefeldin A-inhibited guanine nucleotide-exchange protein 1-like. The record is from RefSeq and is a predicted model, not a curated record. The coding region runs from base 40 to 291 and encodes 83 amino acids. The transcript is spliced from 3 exons. NCBI's taxonomy places the organism in Eukaryota, Metazoa, Cnidaria, Anthozoa, Malacalcyonacea, Xeniidae.
CUGGAUUUUUCACAUUUUAGUUCUUCCACAAUUCGUGAUAUGGUCGUAAGAUGUGUCACACAAAUGGUGCAUUCGCAAGCCGCAAACAUCAAAUCUGGUUGGAAAAAUGUUUUCUCCGUUUUUCAUUUGGCUGCGUCCGAUCAUGAUGAAGGAAUCGUGGAACUCGCUUUUCAAACAACAGCCACGAUUUUUGAGAAAUAUUUCUCCGCGACCAUCGACUCUUUCCAAGAUGCCGUCAAGUGUCUCUCGGAAUUCGCAUGCAACGCAAGUUUCCCGGACACGAAUGUUUAAAGACUACGGAGUAGAGGAUGCUGGGA